Molecule: messenger RNA, 2442 nt
Organism: Cryptomeria japonica (Japanese cedar)
Lineage: Eukaryota; Viridiplantae; Streptophyta; Pinopsida; Cupressales; Cupressaceae
Product: phosphomevalonate kinase, peroxisomal
Exons: 11
Coding region: 285-1847 (520 amino acids)
Biological process (GO): isopentenyl diphosphate biosynthetic process, mevalonate pathway
Cellular component (GO): peroxisome
Molecular function (GO): phosphomevalonate kinase activity; ATP binding
Source: RefSeq, a predicted model, not a curated record
UUUUAAAGAAAAUGCUGAGAUUGCAGCUUGUUUUCACUCUUUAAAAUAAAUAAAUAAAUAUUAUUAUAACGCUCCGAUAUAUUUAUAACGAUGAACAUGAGUUAAAGCAGAAACAGAAUCUAUAUUAGUCCAAAUAGACGGUGUGCAUUCUGAUCGGGUUAAUUUCAGGAAAAAAACACUCCGCCGAAGGAUUUAUUGCACUGCUAUGCAAAUUUAGAGAGAAGAGUUUAAUAAAGAUCCAGGAUCAAGCCGAAGUGACAAGAAAGUGAGGAAGACAGUAAUCCAUGGCUGUAGUUGCAUCAGCUCCUGGUAAAGUUCUAAUAACAGGUGCUUACCUCAUUCUUGAAAAACCAAAUCCAGGGGUUGUCCUAACUACCACAGCGCGUUUCUAUGCAAUUGUGAAGCCAUUGCAUGAUAGCAUAGAUACAGGGAGCUGGGCUUGGCUAUGGACAGAUGUAAAAUUAUCGUCUCCUCAACUCUCAAAGGAAGGUCUUUACAAGCUAUCCCUCAAAACUCUUAGCCUGCAGAAUGUCUCAUCUUUGAGUGGAAAUGGCAAUCCGUUUGUGGAACAAGCAGUGCAGUAUGCUGUGGCAGCUGCAAAAGCAAAUUUUGAGAAUGAUAAUGGCAAGCAUGACACACUUCUCAAACUUCUUGUACAAGGGUUUGAUAUCACCAUUUUAGGUAGCAACGACUUUUAUUCAUAUCGCAAACAAAUUGAUGCUCGUGGCUUGCCCUUAACUUCAGAGACACUAGCUUCACUUCCUGCCUUCUCAUCAAUAAAUGUCAACACAAGUGAUACAGACAAUUCAGAUUCCUCUUCUAAAGUUGCAUGUUCACCAGAACUUGCAAAAACUGGGCUAGGUUCAUCAGCUGCUAUGACAACAGCUGUGGUUGCAGGCAUCCUUCAUUACCUCGGAGUUGUUAAUCUCCCUACUAAAUCUUGUGCAAAACAUGCAGAUAAGAUGACAGAUGCUGAUUUGGAUUUAGUACAUGCUGUGUCUCAGACAGCUCAUUGUGUUGCCCAAGGAAAAACUGGCAGUGGAUUUGAUGUUAGUGCUGCUGUCUAUGGGAGUCAGCGCUAUGUUAGAUUUUCUCCUGAUAUUCUUUCUGCAGCUCAGGUUAGCAGGCAAAGUAAAUCAUUUUUAGAGGCUGUGACUGAGAUUCUAAACUGUACAUGGGAUAAUGAGAGGAUCGAGUAUGCUUUACCUCCAUUUAUGGCCCUGCUAUUGGGGGAACCGGGAUAUGGUGGGUCUUGUACACCAUCUAUGGUAGGUGCAGUUCAAUCAUGGAGGAAGAGAGAUUCACAAAAUUCUCAAGUAAUAUGGAAAAAAUUAGCAGAGGCAAAUAUGUCUGUGGAGAGAGAACUACUUUUCUUAAAGCAUAUAGCUGAAGAGCAACCAGAGAAUUAUAAAAAGGUUAUAGAGAACUGUAGCAAAAUUUCAGCUGAAAAGUGGAUGGAUCAUCACAAGGAUGAUUUUAGUCAUCAUGCAACUGUCAAAGCUUUGUUGGGAGCACGACAAGCUAUGCUGGAGGUUAGAAAUCUUUUGAGGCACAUUGGAGAAGCUGCAGGAGUUCCAAUUGAACCUGAAUCACAGACUUGUAUGCUAGAUAGUACGAUGAGUAUGGAAGGUGUGCUUUUGGCUGGAGUUCCUGGUGCUGGAGGUUUUGAUGCAAUAUUUGCAAUAACGCUUGGAACCACUUCCAGAGAUCAUGUUGCACAUCACUGGAGUACUAAUGGUGUGCUUCCACUCUUGGUAACAGAAGAUCCAAGGGGUGUUACUUUGGAGGAUGGUGACCCUAGAGAGAGAGAAAUUGCUAAUGGGAUUCAUUCAAUAAAUCUUAAGUGAAUGAAUAUACCAAGAUAUGGCAACAGUCCCUCAUUUUCACCCUUUUCAACUUUUGCAAGUGAGUUAUGGUUGGAUCACAUUCAUGCCAUCAUUUAGGUAUUAGCCCAUAGAUGAAGAGAAAUUUUUAGUUUACUUCUUAUCUGGCCAAAUCUUUCUGUAUUGGUUGAAAGAAACAAAUACAUGGAGCUAAGCGAGACAGAUUCCUCUAUAUUGAUUGUGAACUGACGAUGAUAGUGCUGGCUAAAGGCUGCAACCAGUCCUCCCUACAUAGGUAUCUCCAUUUGGAGAUUCUUGGGAGCUGUGAGUCAAUCUUGACACUGUGCCUAUAGAAUCAGGUUUCUUUAAUUGUCAAUGACACAUGCUCAACAAAAUCUUGUAAUUUUAUCCACAUGAAUUUGCUAUAUUAUUAGAAAUUGAAAAUUUGGCAGUAAAAGUUCAAUACCUUAUCUGAACAAGCAAUGCCAUGCUUCUGUUUCUUAACGAUGGAUGUAAUUGUCAUGUGGAUUUCUGCAGGGAAUUCACCAUAAAGCUUUUGUCUACAUCAAAGAAGGAGAUGUUGUAUUGAUGAAUAAUUCAAAUAUGUUUUCCAUGUGUA